Molecule: messenger RNA, 5913 nt
Organism: Zonotrichia leucophrys gambelii
Lineage: Eukaryota; Metazoa; Chordata; Aves; Passeriformes; Passerellidae
Gene: TAOK1
Product: TAO kinase 1
Exons: 20
Coding region: 325-3330 (1001 amino acids)
Biological process (GO): regulation of cytoskeleton organization; protein phosphorylation
Cellular component (GO): cytoplasm
Molecular function (GO): protein serine/threonine kinase activity; ATP binding
Source: RefSeq, a predicted model, not a curated record
GGCGGCUGAGCGCUCCGCCGCGCCCGCCCUGCCAUCUUAGGUGCCGUGCCCCGCCGCCUUUGUGCCCGCCGCGCCCGGGCACCCGCGGGGGCCGGGCCCGACGCCCCUCCGGGGGCGCCUCCCCCCGCGGGGCCGCCGCCCCUUGCCCCGCUCCUCCUCCUCCUCGUUCUCCUCCUCCUCCUCCUCCGCGGGGGGCCGACCGGCGCUCCCAGCCCGGCUGCGGCGGAGGUAAUCCAUGCUGAAGAGGCUCCAUUCAUACAGAUGAGCCAAGGGUUGAAGCAGCACUUUAAACCCAGAUAGUCGGUCGGCUGACUGCCCAGCAGGAUGCCAUCAACCAGCCGAGCGGGCAGCCUGAAGGACCCCGAAAUUGCAGAGCUCUUCUUCAAAGAAGAUCCAGAAAAGCUCUUCACAGAUCUCCGAGAGAUUGGCCAUGGAAGCUUCGGAGCAGUUUAUUUUGCACGUGAUGUGCGCACCAAUGAAGUGGUGGCCAUCAAGAAAAUGUCAUAUAGUGGGAAGCAGUCCAAUGAGAAAUGGCAGGAUAUUAUUAAGGAAGUCAAGUUCCUCCAAAGAAUAAAACACCCCAACAGUAUAGAAUACAAAGGCUGCUAUCUGCGGGAGCAUACAGCAUGGCUUGUUAUGGAAUACUGUUUAGGAUCAGCAUCAGACUUACUAGAAGUUCAUAAAAAGCCAUUGCAAGAAGUGGAAAUAGCAGCAAUUACCCAUGGUGCUCUCCAGGGAUUAGCAUACUUGCAUUCUCACAAUAUGAUCCAUAGAGAUAUCAAGGCAGGGAACAUCCUGCUGACAGAGCCAGGACAGGUGAAACUUGCUGACUUUGGGUCUGCUUCCAUAGCAUCUCCUGCCAACUCAUUUGUGGGGACGCCAUAUUGGAUGGCCCCAGAAGUGAUUUUAGCCAUGGAUGAAGGGCAGUAUGAUGGCAAAGUAGAUGUUUGGUCUCUUGGAAUUACCUGUAUUGAGUUAGCGGAAAGGAAGCCUCCUUUGUUUAACAUGAACGCAAUGAGUGCCUUAUAUCACAUAGCGCAGAAUGAAUCCCCUACACUACAGUCUAAUGAAUGGUCUGAUUAUUUUCGAAACUUCGUAGAUUCUUGCCUCCAGAAAAUUCCUCAAGACAGGCCUACAUCAGAGGAGCUUCUGAAGCACAUGUUUGUUCUUCGAGAGCGACCCGAAACAGUGUUAAUAGACCUGAUUCAGAGAACAAAGGAUGCAGUGAGAGAACUGGACAACCUGCAGUAUCGUAAAAUGAAGAAGCUUCUCUUCCAGGAGGCCCACAAUGGCCCUGCAGUGGAAACACAGGAGGAGGAGGAGGAACAAGAUCAUGGUGUGGGCAGGACGGGAACAGUGAACAGUGUCGGAAGCAAUCAGUCCAUUCCUAGUAUGUCUAUCAGUGCCAGUAGCCAAAGCAGUAGUGUUAACAGUCUUCCAGAUGCCUCGGAUGAUAAGAGCGAGCUGGAUAUGAUGGAGGGGGACCACACCGUGAUGUCAAACAGCUCUGUCAUUCAUCUAAAGCCGGAGGAAGAGAACUACAGAGAGGAGUCGGAUCCUCGGACAAGGGCAUCAGAACCCCAGUCUCCUCCCCAAGUGUCUCGCCACAAGUCUCAUUAUCGGAACCGAGAGCACUUUGCUACCAUACGCACAGCGUCGCUGGUGACAAGGCAAAUGCAGGAACAUGAGCAGGACUCUGAGCUCCGAGAGCAGAUGUCUGGCUAUAAACGUAUGAGAAGGCAGCACCAGAAGCAGCUGAUGGCAUUAGAGAAUAAACUGAAGGCAGAGAUGGACGAGCACCGCCUCAGGUUGGACAAAGAUCUCGAAACACAGCGUAACAAUUUUGCUGCAGAAAUGGAAAAGCUAAUUAAAAAGCACCAAGCAGCCAUGGAAAAAGAGGCUAAAGUGAUGGCCAACGAAGAGAAGAAGUUCCAACAGCAUAUUCAGGCCCAACAGAAAAAAGAAUUGAACAGUUUCCUGGAGUCCCAGAAGAGAGAAUAUAAACUCCGUAAAGAGCAGCUGAAAGAGGAGCUGAAUGAAAACCAGAGCACUCCAAAGAAGGAGAAGCAGGAGUGGCUCUCUAAGCAGAAGGAGAACAUCCAGCAUUUCCAGGCAGAAGAAGAGGCCAACUUACUGAGGCGUCAGAGGCAGUACUUGGAGCUGGAGUGUCGCCGCUUCAAGAGACGGAUGCUCCUGGGCCGCCACAACCUGGAGCAGGACCUGGUUCGGGAGGAGCUAAACAAAAGGCAGACACAGAAGGACCUGGAGCACGCCAUGCUGCUGCGUCAGCACGAGUCCAUGCAGGAGCUGGAGUUCCGCCAUCUCAGCACCAUCCAGAAGAUGCGCUGCGAGCUGAUCCGGCUGCAGCACCAGACCGAGCUCACCAACCAGCUGGAGUACAACAAGCGCCGCGAGCGGGAGCUGCGCCGCAAGCACGUCAUGGAGGUCCGGCAGCAGCCCAAGAGCCUGAAGUCAAAAGAACUACAGAUAAAGAAGCAGUUUCAGGAUACAUGCAAGAUCCAAACCAGACAGUACAAAGCACUGAGAAACCAUCUGCUGGAGACCACGCCAAAGAGUGAACAUAAAGCUGUCCUCAAACGGCUCAAGGAGGAGCAGACCCGGAAGCUGGCUAUCCUGGCUGAGCAGUAUGAUCACAGCAUUAAUGAAAUGCUCUCUACACAAGCUCUGCGUUUGGAUGAGGCACAGGAAGCAGAGUGCCAGGUUUUGAAGAUGCAGCUGCAGCAAGAAUUGGAGCUGCUGAACGCAUAUCAGAGUAAAAUCAAGAUGCAGGCAGAAGCCCAGCAUGAUCGGGAGCUGCGUGAUCUGGAGCAGAGGGUGUCCCUCCGCCGGGCCCUCCUGGAGCAGAAGAUUGAGGAGGAGAUGCUGGCGUUGCAGAACGAGCGCACCGAGCGGAUACGAAGCCUGCUGGAGCGCCAAGCUCGCGAGAUCGAAGCCUUUGACUCAGAAAGCAUGAGGCUAGGUUUUAGUAAUAUGGUUCUUUCUAAUCUCUCCCCCGAGGCGUUCAGCCACAGCUACCCGGGAGCUUCUGGCUGGUCCCACAAUCCUACUGGGGGUGCAGGACCUCACUGGGGUCAUCCCAUGGGUGGCCCACCGCAAGCUUGGGGCCAUCCAAUGCAAGGUGGACCUCAGCCAUGGGGUCACCCCUCGGGGCCCAUGCAGGGGGUACCUCGAAGUAGUGCUAUAGGGGUCCGCAACAGCCCCCAGGCUCUGAGGCGGACAGCUUCUGGGGGACGGACGGAGCAGGGCAUGAGCAGGAGCACAAGUGUUACUUCACAAAUAUCCAAUGGUUCACACAUGUCUUAUACAUAACUUAAACAAUAACUGAGGGUGGCAAUUCCACUGGAGCUGUCUGCCAACAGAAACUGCCUACAGACACCAGCCCAGCAGCCUCCUCAGUGCGGUGCUGACGUGUGGAAGCUGGGUGCACAUGGAAUAUUGUAUUCAUUUUGUAAAGCAUUACGUUUUGUGUUUACUAACUGGGAUGUCAUAGUAUUUGGCUGCAGGGUUUUGGGGGGUGGUUUUUGGUUUUUUGUUUUGUUGUUGUUUUUUUGUUUUGGUUUUUUUUUUUUUUUUUACAUUUUGGAGGGGUCUUGGGAGGGCAUCUGAGAAAUAUAUGCAAUUAGUCAGAAGAGUUGGCUGGUGGUCAUCAUACUGACAGGAAAGAAGGGCCUCAGACUGCCCUCAUCAUGCCAUCCAUGUAGGAAGUCUGAGGGAGAAUGGAGACCUCUUCCCAUGUCCAUGAAUUUCGAUCUGCCACCCUGCAAAAACCAGGCAAGCUGCCUUUAAACCAACAUCCAGGGGAGGAACAGCUGGAUCUUCUGUUCCAUUUUUAUUUGUCAUUAAAUUGGAUAAAUUUCUAGGGUAUUGCCUCUGCCAGGAGGCAUUUUCAAAGAGUUGUAGGUGAGGAAGAAGGUGAGAAGAGAGGCCAAGAGACACCAGGGCUCAACAGGGCCCUUCUACCCAAGUGCGCGCUCCGUGUCGUGUAAGAAGUGACGUUCUGUCAGAAGGCACUGGUCAGCUUCCCGAGAACUCUGUAGGUAAACCUGUCUGGGGGAACAGGCUAGGAAUGUUUGAAAUGGUCUAUCUGCUUUGGCACUCCCUGACUGUGCUGCUGGUAGCUCAGAUGAGGUUGGGCAGAGGAGCGUAAGUAAUGCACUUGUACAGCUAAUACUGUGACAUCUCAUUUUAGCUAAGCAUCAGAAUAAUUCUUGGAGCCCAGCGUAGUCCUUUUUGCUCCAUUCAGAAAUGUUUAGACUUUCAGCCAAUCAGUCUCAAAUGCCAGAGGUGUUUUGAAGGAUGCCAUAGUCACAAAAUGCCAUUGAUCGGGUUUUUCAUUAUUACACUACAUCCACCAAUUUAUUACCUUUUUGGCUUGUUGCAAUUUCCUGUUUACAUGUAGCGUGUAGCCAACUGUUGAAAUGUUUAGUUGCCAUGGUGUACCAGGAGGAGCUGAGCCAAUGACUCUUUCCCAGCUGAUGACUAACCCACAUCACCACUGUAGAUCUUGCUGCAUGUGAGGCUCCUUUUUUAUUGUUUUCAUUGCUGCAAUACUUCACAACUUUUACAGUCCCUAGAGAUGCUGUGAUAUUUCGGCAGCGUAUCACACCAUGUGAGAAGGCACUGCUUCCAGAGGGCUCAUUGGAGCUGCUGUACUACUGAAAGGAAACAAAGGAGGUUGUGAAAUCCAUACAGUGAUAAAAGGUCAGGGAGUCUUAUAACUGAAUGACUUUGUUGGCAUCGUGUCAUCCCUUAGUGCUGGGAACCAGAGAUGCCCCCAUGCUCUCAUGCCAGUGCCAGGACGGUGUCGCUCAGCCAGGACUGUGGGAAGAGCAGGUAGAUGAAGUUUGGCUUGAGGCAAAGGUUUCCGUCUUGGGGACUGACCAGCCAGGGUUCUUUGUAAAUGUUUUUCCUUGCACACUAAUCAUCUUGAAGAAAACACUAGCUGCUAACUCUAGGAUUUGCCUUUAAUAUGUUUAUAGGGCUCAAAAGCGAGGUUUUCCGAAUGUGUUUGUCCACGUGACAUAUUUAUAUAGUAAAUAGUGUCUCGCUGCUGUUCAGUACCCGACAGGGCAGCGCUCUUUCGUUAGCUAAAUUAACAUCCACUCCCAGUCCUCAACUCUCUGCCAGUGUCUGGUGAAUCCAGCUGGGAUUUCUAGCAUUGUAAUGUAGCGUAUCACUCUAAUUGAAGAUGGAAACUCCACCAAAACAUGUUUGAGCAGCCCCUUUGUAAGGAGUUUUGUUGUACUAACAGUUGACAGAAGCCUGGGAGGAGGUGUGGGUCCCAUGGAGGUUCCUCUGGAUGCUCCUGGGGGCAAGUGGUGACUGUGAAUUGUCCUGUCCUUCCCUCUGCUAUGUUUUUAUGUGGAAUUGGAUGUUUUGGGGUCACUCUUUUGCAUUGCAGUGUUGUUGAAAUGAAGCGAAACUCAUUUAGGAAAGGUACCUGUGUUUUCCUAGGUUUGGAAGGAGAGAUAAAACCAAAAUGAAAGGCCAAAAUUGUAUUGGGGUUCACCAUGUGAUUGUGGAGGGUGUGCCCAGAGCAUGGUGCUAACAUAGCAUUUUGAGUUCAGCUCCUCUAUCCCAAACAGCAGCAGCUACAGUGGGGACAGGCUAUACCUGCAAGUUCAGUGGGUUCAUUCUUCUGCUUCUGUUAUGGUUUGAAUUUGGUCAAAGUCUCUGGCUUAAAUUGAGCUACUUCAACAGAAUUCUCUCAACACAUCUAUUUGUGUAAUGUCAAGCAUGACUGAAUGCUGAAUCCAAAUGAUGGCUAUCCCAUAUUGGCUUUUUUGUAUUCAAAAAGAAUUGUGUAGUAACCAUUUUUACAUGUAUAUCAUGUGCAGACCUGGACUAUUCCAACAAGUUAAUAUUUUAAUUAAAAUAGUUUGCAAAAACUGA